Anas platyrhynchos (mallard) is the source of this 6418-nucleotide messenger RNA. RefSeq names its product potassium voltage-gated channel subfamily A member 5. Gene Ontology annotation, biological process: action potential; potassium ion transmembrane transport; protein homooligomerization. NCBI's taxonomy places the organism in Eukaryota, Metazoa, Chordata, Aves, Anseriformes, Anatidae. Gene Ontology annotation, cellular component: membrane; intercalated disc; voltage-gated potassium channel complex. The record is from RefSeq and is a predicted model, not a curated record. Gene Ontology annotation, molecular function: protein binding; delayed rectifier potassium channel activity.
CUGCGGGGCGGGGCGGGUCCGGGACGCGGCAACCAGGAGGAUGGAGGGGGAUGCGCGGAGGAGAAGGGAUCCUCGUUGACGUCAGGCGAUCGCGGUGAUCUCCCCUUCAUAUCCGGGUCCCCGGGCGGCUCCCCCGGGCCGCUCGGCGCUGCGAGGCGGGGGCCGCCCGGAGGUGGCCGGCGGCGACCGCAGCAUGCCCGCCUCCCGCCGCCGCUGCCCAUGGAGAUCGCGCUGGUGACUCUGGAGAACGGCGGCGCCACGGCUAUCGCGGGCGGCGAGGAUGUCGCGACCGGCGGCAGCGGCGGCGGCGGCGGCAGCAGCGGGCGGGCUCGGCGACGGAGCGACCUGCUCCACAUCGCGGGCUCCGCCGCCGCCGCGCCGCGACUGAGCGACGGCAAGGAGGGGGCACCGCCGGGCCCCCGCAGCGGCAGGGCAGGCAGCCUCAACGGGCGGGCGCCGCCGCCCCAGCCGCCCCAACCAGCGCCCCAACCGGCACCUCAACACGAAAUGGGACCCCCCGAGGAAGGGGGCCACCGGCGGGGCAUGGCCAUGGCGGCGGCGGGUGAGGAGGAGGAGGAGGCGGCGACAGCGGCGAGCCGGGGCGCGCUGCACCAUCAGCGGGUGCUGAUCAACAUCUCCGGGCUGCGCUUCGAGACCCAGCUCGGCACCCUCAACCAGUUCCCCGACACGCUGCUGGGAGACCCGGAUAAGCGCAUGCGGUACUUCGACCCACUCCGCAAUGAGUACUUCUUUGACCGCAACCGGCCCAGCUUCGACGGAAUCCUCUACUUCUACCAGUCCGGGGGCAAGCUCCGCCGGCCCGUCAAUGUCUCCAUCGAUGUCUUUGCUGACGAGAUCCGCUUCUACCAGCUGGGCGAUGAGGCCAUGGAGCGAUUCCGGGAAGAUGAGGGCUUCAUCAAGGAGGAGGAGAAACCUCUGCCUCGCAACGAGUUCCAGCGCCAGGUCUGGCUCAUCUUUGAGUACCCCGAGAGCUCCAGCUCAGCCCGGGCCAUCGCCAUCGUCUCCGUGCUGGUAAUCCUCAUCUCCAUCAUCACAUUCUGCCUGGAGACCCUGCCCGAAUUCAGAGAUGAGAGGGAGAUGCCUGUGCCCUUGCCCCCACAAAGCGGAGGUUUGAAUGGCACUACUGGGGACCCGCUACCCAUGCAGCCACCCAGCAGCCUCUCAGACCCCUUCUUCAUCAUUGAGACCACCUGCGUGAUCUGGUUCACCUUUGAGCUUCUUGUACGCUUCUUUGCCUGCCCCAGCAAACCUGAGUUCUCCCGCAACAUCAUGAACAUCAUCGACAUUGUAGCCAUCAUCCCCUACUUCAUCACCCUGGGCACAGAGCUGGCCCAUGAGCAGCAGCAGCCUGGGGCUAGCAGUAGCAAUGGGGGUGGGGGCCAGCAGCAAGCCAUGUCCUUGGCCAUCCUCAGAGUCAUCCGCCUGGUCAGGGUCUUCAGGAUCUUCAAGCUCUCCAGGCAUUCCAAGGGGCUGCAGAUCUUGGGACAGACUUUGAAAGCCAGUAUGAGAGAGCUUGGACUCCUCAUUUUCUUCCUCUUCAUUGGGGUGAUCCUCUUCUCCAGUGCUGUCUAUUUUGCUGAGGCUGAUGACCCUGAGUCUCAUUUCUCCAGCAUACCCGAUGCUUUCUGGUGGGCGGUGGUGACCAUGACCACUGUUGGCUAUGGGGAUAUGCGACCUGUCACCGUGGGGGGAAAGAUUGUGGGCUCCUUGUGUGCCAUUGCGGGUGUGCUCACCAUUGCCCUGCCUGUCCCUGUCAUUGUGUCCAAUUUCAAUUACUUCUACCACCGAGAGACUGAUCAUGAAGAGCAAGCUAUCCUCAAAGAAGAGCACAGUAGUGCUCAAGGCAGCACAAUGGGGGGAGAUGCAAAGAGAAGAUCCAGUAAAAACUCUCUGAACAAAUCUGUUGUGCACUUGGAAAACAGUGAGGGGUUCAACAAUGGCACCAGCUCUUUAGAGAAAACCAAUAUCAAAGCUAAAAGUAAUGUAGAUCUCAGAAAAUCCCUCUAUGCUCUCUGUCUGGACACCAACAGGGAAACAGAUCUGUAAGGAAAGGAGAAAAUUAGAGCUUAGAGAUGCACAAAGAUUUGCUGCUGUUGGAAACUUACUACUAUUCCUAUUAUUUUCAUACCAGUUAGUUUUUUUAAUCAGGCUAUAUUUUAUAAAUUGAUCACUGUCCUGAGCAGUCCUUCAGGAAUACAUGUUUUUAUGUUCUUUUUCCAUGACACAAAGGGUCACCUAUUUUUAAAAUAGACUAAGAAUAAGCUAUGCUCCAUGAUGCAGGAGCUGGUAAAUUACGAAAGUGCAAAAUCUAAUUUGUAGAAACUUAUUUUAGCAAAUAGUGUUUGGUUUUAAAUGGGUCAUUGGUAAGCAAUUCAGUUGCUCCGAGUUUAAUAUUCAAGAUUUGGGGGUUGUGUGUGUGGAGAAUGAAUGGAUUUUGGGGUGGGGGGAAGGAUGAGGAUUUUUUUGUACUGUAGUUUCAAACUGAAAUUAUUCUAAUAUAUUUUAUAUCUGUAUAUCUGUAUUUAUGGGUGAAAAGGGUUUUCUUAUUCCUGUGAAAUAUGACUUCAUUAAAGCACUAGGGACAUUAGCAGAUCAGCACUUUCAGAAUUUUCCACUUGUGAUCAGUACAGAUCUGUUUGUCUAGUAUGUGAAGUGAAUUUGGUGCUCUUAACCCAAUAGCAGAAAAUGUUUAUUUUCAAUGAUAUAUUAGUUUCUUUUGAGCCUUAAAUUAUUAAUUAUUGCAGAUAUACUUCUUUAUAAAUAAUUUUAUUAAUUACCUUACUGUUUCAGAAUUUCUAAAUAUUAGGUCCUGUGCUUUCUGUCCCCUCAGGAAAAAAAAAAAAAAUCAGCAUUAUUAUUAUUAUUAUUAUUAUUUAGUUUUACAGUUUUACACUUUCAUUAUCUUUUUGAGACCAAAAGAAAAAUAGUACUGUCUGCUGUGACUAGAUUUGAUCCAAGUGCACAACAGAUCAAAAACAGUAGGGAGUGGAUAGAUGUAACAUGAAGGUAGAAUAUGAGUGCAGUAUCUAUAAAACUACUCCUUUAUUCUACACUCCAGAUUGCUUUGGCACAAGUACCAGUCACCUUGAUGUAUCCAUACCAUUUUUGUACAUAGCUCACUGUUUUUAAUUAUUGUAGACUGGAAAUGGAUGGCACUUAAAGAAUAUAAUGUCUUGCCACACUGCUGAAAUAACCAUUGUGUGGCAUAUACCUCGGAUUCAGAUGGAAAGCAUUACCUUUCACCAAAACACAUCCUUGUUUUCCUUUGUUUCCAAACAAAAUCUUUUCAGUGCUGUGGAUAUUACAGUUAAGAUGUCAUUGAGAGAUGAAUGAGAAAUUAUCUUCAUCCUGAUAACACAGCACUGUACAACUCACUAGUGAAGACUGACAUGAAAUUGCUUCUUUAAAUCAAGGCGCUGUGUUACUAUUUUUCUUGCAAAGGACAUCUCAUCCCCUCAAUCUCCUGUUGUAUUGCUGAAGGAUGUUUCAUGCCUUUACCAAGUACGGUGAUACUGGAAGACUAGCAGAAAGGAGUCUUGAUUGUCAACACUCAAGGUAGUAAAGGCUGUGUCUGCACUGGUAGUCCUUCUCAGGAGCUGAAGAGGAGCACUUACCCAAAGUGGGUGCUGCCAGGUCUUCUGGAUGUUCACUGUGAGUGGUCUGGAGCUCAUGCAGUAGUGCAGGUCUCCAGAUGGCUUUCCAUGGCAUCGUCUUCCAUAGCGCACCAAUGAGCCACAGGACUGAGACAGAAAUUCCAGUGUGGGGAGGGUGUGAGUCAUGAGACGAUACUGACUAUUGGGAAGAUACUGUUGCAGCGACUGAAACCAAACAUAUUUAUUCCUUGUUCUCUAAUCAUCUUUGGUUAGCAGAAAUAGCUGAAAAAACUUUCACCUGGACAAAUAACUGUGAUAUCCCCAUGAAGCAUGCACUCUCAUUGAGAUGGAUUUCUUCUUUCAAACUGUUGAAAGCCUGUUCUUCUUGGAGGUUUCUUUCAUAGAGGAAUUGUUUAGUACUACAAAAGGAGUGUUCAGAGUGCAAUAAAAAUUCAAAACUUUUGAAUUCACUCCCAGGCACAAGAAGACCUAACUACCUGAGAUUUUGUUUGGAAAUAAAUUAAUGUCUCUUUUUUAUCCCCCAAACCACUGGGGCUCUGUGCUUUCUCUUUUGUAAAUAAGUUCUUAUACUUUGGGUAACUUUUACAAUGUUUCUAACAUAUCAAAUUUUCUCAUUGUUCUGGAAGAAGAUUCAAGUGUUGGUUCUUAUUUGCAUUCAUCUUUAUUUAUUUUGUAAUCUUGAGAUACGUUGCAUGUCUGGAGUUUGUAUUUCAACUUUUAACAUAAAACUGCUGUACAUACAAGUCUAAAAUGCAUCUGAAGAUUAGCCUAAUCUUUCAUGUGACUCUAACUUGAACGUUUUUCUGUUUAUGUUUAUAUUGCUAUUUGAAAAAUGUGCAUUACCUGUAUUCUUUAUGCCUUUUUUCCUGGCUAUAACUCAAUAAAAUUAUUUAUUUCCCCCUUCAGCAGAUCCACAUCACAUGUGUAUAACAGAUAUAAGUUUUUAAAAGAAUAAUGUUUUAUAGUCAUAAAUAUCUAAAUCUAUAUCAUUAUUUUUAUCUACAGCCUAAUAUGUAUCUAUCUGUAACAGCCUGAACAUCUUCUGACAUAGGAUUUGGGAUGGUGAAAAAAUUACCAGUCAGUGGUAAAUUCAGUUUAGCAGUAAUGCUUCACAAGGCUGUUUGGACUUGAAUAGUAGAUUAUUCUAUUCCCUAAAUGUAUAUGCUCUUAAUUACAAUUCUGACUACGGCUAAGUUUAGAACUGGUAUUAGCCAUGUGAGUCAGUUGGGUGUUACACGUUUCAUCAGGCUACAAGUAACUUCUAUGUCACUUCAGCUCAGGGAUUAAUAAAUGUCUGCAAUAUGUCCUUUGUCACAGAAUAUGCACGUUUCUAAGGACUGCUAGCAUAACCUUUCAAAGCUCCCAGUCAUUGUGUUAUUUAAGAAGGAAUGUAGUUCAAGAGAUCUGCCACUGGCCUGGGAUAACAGAGACUUUUAUUUAUUUAUUUAUUUAUUUAUUUAUUUAUUUAUUUUGUGAGAGCAAGUAUAUUAGGUGAAAUCCAACCAUGUGGCAUUUUCUGAAAGUUAACUGAAGUACUAAUUUGAGGACAGCAUCUAAAAUGUCUGUGAGAAUCUGCAUCUUGCUGACUUGCCCAUGGGCCCUAAUUCUGAGGCAGAGAAUAGACAAAAACUACAUUUUCUGGUGAAAAUUGUUCAUUGAAUGAGCCUGAUGAGCACAAAAACAGCAGACCCAAGGGAAGCAAGUUGCUUUGCUCCACCAUUUGAAGUUAAAUUCAAAAGAGAAGGCUUGAGGAGUUUGUGUGAAAACACUACUUUCCUGUGCUACUUUUUGAACUGAAUGCUAUGAGACCUGUCUCUGCCAUUUUGGAGUCUAAUCCAGGCAGAUUCUAAUCUGGCAUAAACUAGCCUAAUUUCUUUUACAUUACUGGAGCUCUUCUGGUUUAUACCCAUUGAGGACCUGAAAGCUCAGCUGCAUUUAUCUGAAACUGAUUUAUAUGAACCACAUCCUUUUAAAAGAAGCUGUUCUUUGUAUCCUCUUUAGAAACAGGGAAAAAAGAAAAGAAGAAGAAAAAAAAAAGCAAGCAAGCAAGAAAAGAGUAAUUUGGCUUGGGGAGCUUGUAGGUUGAUGCAAACCUCAGGCCUCUAAGUGGUGGGCUUCCACCCUUGUCAUGUGGAUGUUCAACUGCUUUUCAACUACAUUUUCUAUUCUAUUCUUUUCUUUUAUUUAUUUAUUUAUUUAUUUAUUUAUUUUUGUAGUGAGCAGAUCUAGUGAGGUGCUUGAUUAUGUGCUUAAGUGUAUCCCUAGCUGACAUGAACAGACUACACAUAUGCACAUGUGGAGGCAGAAUUAAUCUUUUUUAUGGAUAGUUUUGAGUGUUUGAAAAUAGACUGAUUUCAGAGUGAACUUAUCAAAGUUCUAUGGGCUAUGAGCAUUCAUAGAUAUUAAAAUAAUUCAGAGCAAGGACAUGAAAACCUCCAAUGUCUUUUCCGCUUUGAGAAGAUUCAGCUUUUUUUGGCAUAUUUGUUAGAAGAUGUGCAUUGGCAGGAGGAACUUGAGGCCGUUAUACAAGAGUAGAUUUUGCUGCCAUAAUAUUCCUUUUGGACUCCUGAAUUUAGGGAAGUUGAUGCAAAAUUUUCUGAUAGUUUCAGUGGGUUGUGAACAUAUCCUUGUUCCAUCAAAUAUAGUAAUUUACAAAGCAGUCAAAGAGGAAAAGACAUUUCUCAUUCUUGUAUAUUUAAUUCUGUAUGCCAAGCCUGUGUUUCAGAUUUAAAAUCAUACACAAUGAAAAGUGUACAAUUUAAAUACAAUGAAGUAUGAAUCAA